AUGGCCACUCUGCAGAUAAAAGACGGGGAGUACACGGCGACCAUCUAUAAAAUGAUUAAAGAAGGAAGAUAUACAGAAGCAGUCCAUAUACUUAGUAUUGAACUGCAGAAACAGUAUCGGUCUAGGGCUGGCCUGUCCCUCUUGGGUUACUGCUAUUUUCAGAUGCAAGACUUCGUGAAUGCUGCUGAAUGCUAUGAUCAACUUAUGCAAAUCAAUCCUGAAGUGGAAGAGUAUAAACUGUAUUAUGCUCAGUCUUUGUACAAGGCAUGCUUGUAUCCAGAGGCAAUGAAAGCAACAUUUCUGUUGGAUAACCCUGCCUACCAAAGCAAGAUGUUGAAACUACAAGCUUGCAUUAAAUAUGGGGAAGAGGAGCUGUCGGCAGCUAAGGGCUUAGUAGAACAGAUGCCUUCCGAUGAUCCAGAUAGUGAGAUAAAUUUGGGCUGCCUGCUCUACAAAGAAGGACAGUAUGAAGAGGCUUGCAAAAAAUUCCUCACUGCCAUGCAAGUUGUGGGAUAUAAACAAGAUUUAUCUUACAACAUUGCUUUGUGUUACUAUAGCAUGAAACAAUAUGCACCAGCUUUAAAGCACAUUGCAGAUAUAAUAGAACAUGGCAUCAGAGAACAUCCAGAGCUCGGGGUUGGCAUGAAAACAGAAGGCAUUGAUGUGCGCAGUGUUGGAAACACCCUGGUGCUGCAUGAAACUGCGUUAAUUGAAGCCUUUAACCUCAAGGCUGCUAUUGAAUACCAGUUAAAAAAUAAUGAUGCAGCACAGGAAGCACUAACAGAUAUGCCGCCACGAUCUGAAGAGGAACUGGACCCAGUGACUCUUCAUAAUCAGGCACUAAUGAACAUGGAUACUAAGCCCACAGAGGGCUUCGAAAAACUUCAGUUUUUGUUGCAGCAAAACCUCUUUCCUCCUGAAACAUUUGGCAAUCUCUUACUUUUAUACUGCAAAUAUGAGUACUUUGACCUUGCAGGAGACGUACUGGCUGGAAAUGCCCAUCUGACUUACAAGUUUCUAACUCCUUAUUUACACAGUUUUCUACAUGCACUAACUGCAUGCCAAACAUCACCCGAAGAGACGUAUGCCAGGCUUGAAGAACUGGCUGGGAUGCUUACAGAACAGUUAAGAAAAUUAACAAAACAGGUACAAGAAGCAAGACAUAAUCGAGAUGAUGAGGCAGUUAAAAAGGCUGUGAAUGACUAUGAUGAAGCCCUAGAAAAAUAUAUACCUGUUCUGAUGGCCCAGGCAAAGAUUUACUGGAACUUGGAGAACUAUCAGGAGGUGGAAAAAACCUUCCGUAAAUCAGUGGAGUUCUGCAGUGAGCAUGAUGUGUGGAAGCUGAAUGUGGCUCAUGUUCUGUUUAUGCAGGAAAAUAAAUACAAAGAAGCGAUUGGUUUCUAUGAGCCAAUUGUGAAAAAGCACUAUGACAAUAUCCUAAAUGUCAGUGCAAUUGUUCUUGCAAAUCUGUGUGUUUCCUACAUUAUGACAAGUCAAAAUGAUCUGGCUGAAGAAUUAAUGAGAAAAAUUGAAAAAGAAGAGGAACAGAUUGCUUAUGAUUACCCCGAUAAGAAAAUCUACCAUCUCUGCAUAGUUAACCUGGUUAUUGGGACUCUUUAUUGUGCUAAAGGAAACUAUGAGUUUGGUAUUUCUAGAGUUAUCAAAAGCCUUGAACCAUACAAUAAAAAGCUUGGAACAGACACAUGGUAUUAUGCAAAGCGAUGUUUCCUCUCCUUGCUAGAAAAUAUGGCAAAGCACAUGAUCAUGCUCCCGGACAGCGUCAUCUAUGAGUGUAUUCAGUUUCUGGAACACUGUGAAAUUUAUGGUAAAAAUAUCACAGCUUUAAUCGAACAACCACUGGAAGAGAAGAGAAUGCACAUUGGGAAGAACACAAUCACUUAUGAAUCCAGACAACUUAAAGCUUUAAUCUAUGAAAUAACCUCCUGGAAUAUAUAA
Staurois parvus is the source of this 1956-nucleotide messenger RNA. NCBI's taxonomy places the organism in Eukaryota, Metazoa, Chordata, Amphibia, Anura, Ranidae. The record is from the annotation of a GenBank genome assembly.